AUGACGAGUCUAAAUAACGUCGAAGACGAAGAAGACAAAAGUGUUGUAAAUGCAGAGAUGGAUUCGCCAAAAGGGAAAGGGCAAUUGGCAGUGAGCACCACUUAUCACAAUUCGGAUAAAGAUGGAGAAGAAAAGGGACAAUCUGUUACUGAAACUGGAAACGCAAAAAAUGGUACGCACAGUGUAUGCACACCUGCCGCGGCCACGGCAAUCGCAGGCGCUAGCUUUGAUAAGAAGAGAAAAGCAGAAGCAGUUGAAGAACCGUACCAAAUGGACAGGACCCUUGACGGUAUGAACAGUGUCCCCCAUGUUGAUAAAAUGGACUCGAUGGAGAAGUCAACUAUUGGUUGCAUGAACAAGCAUGCGAAAUUAGGGGACGGAGGCGUCAGUUGUGCCGAUCCUAUCGAGAAUGGCAGCACGGCGGGCGAUAAGCUCAAUGUGGACACGUACAUGCAUGCACAUACUCAUGCACACACGCGUGUGGACAAGGGCACCAUCAAUACAGAAUUCGAAAGUGAUGACACUGCACAGGGGAAAACGACCACUGGGGAUGCUAAAGAGCAACACAGAGGAAUCGAAGCAGGAAAGAGUAGCCAACGCGAACUAGCACAAAGUAACGCAAGUAAGGAGGAAAAGGCGAAAGACAAACCGAAUGAACAGACGAGGAUGAAGAACGAAACAAAAGAAAUACAAGCACAACCAGAAGCGAAUAACAAGAAAAAGGAAAGCUACAAAUAUUUUAUUGAUUAUAGCAAAUACAGAGGCAAAAAUAAUGUGACUUUUUCGACCAAGUAUAAAGACAGCAGUGUGAAUUUAAGCAGCGAUAAGCUCACCUGUUAUGGACACAAGGGAUGGUCCAGUGUUUUCGUGAAUAAUGGGGCGGACAUCGGAAAAUGGUACUACGAAAUAAAAAUUGAAGAACCUGUGCAAAACUUCCAGUUCUUAGGUUACAAGGACAAAGUGAUAAAGGUAAACCCAUAUAUACGUGUUGGUUUCGCUUGCAGAUACAUGAGGUAUGAUUAUCCCAUAGGAACAGACAAAUAUAGCUACUGCGUAAAUAGCAAAAAUGGAAGAAUUUUUAACAACUCCAUAAGCUACGACUGCAUGGAACCAAUUAAAGUAGGUGAUAUCAUUGGGUGCUACUUAAAUUUAAAGAACAAAAAUACGUAUAACUUCGAUCCAAGGUUAGAUAAAAAAUUGUAUGAAUAUUUGCAAAAUGGUAUUCUAUGUGAUCCAAAAGAUCCACCCAUAUUACAGAAAAACUACGGUUCGUCUAUUUUUUUCUCUCUAAAUGGGCAAAUAAAGAAAAACGCUUUUGCUGAUAUUUAUGAAGGAUUUUAUCAUCCGUCUGUGAGUUUGUACAUGGGUGCUUCAGCAAAAAUUAAUUUGGGUCCUCAUUUUGCGUAUAACCAUUUGAAUGAUUACAUGCCAUGUGUGUUUAUGGAGCCACCGAUUAUUCUGUGA
Messenger RNA from Plasmodium fragile, 1464 nucleotides. RefSeq lists its product as uncharacterized. Gene Ontology annotation, cellular component: Set1C/COMPASS complex. The transcript has a single exon. Lineage: Eukaryota; Apicomplexa; Aconoidasida; Haemosporida; Plasmodiidae. Gene Ontology annotation, molecular function: transcription cis-regulatory region binding; protein binding. Bases 1 to 1464 code for a protein of 487 amino acids. The record is from RefSeq and is a predicted model, not a curated record.